Molecule: messenger RNA, 3265 nt
Organism: Sphaerodactylus townsendi
Lineage: Eukaryota; Metazoa; Chordata; Lepidosauria; Squamata; Sphaerodactylidae
Gene: TBC1D25
Product: TBC1 domain family member 25
Exons: 6
Coding region: 333-2360 (675 amino acids)
Biological process (GO): activation of GTPase activity; regulation of autophagosome maturation
Cellular component (GO): autophagosome
Molecular function (GO): GTPase activator activity
Source: RefSeq, a predicted model, not a curated record
GCCUUUUGUUCCAGCUCCAAGGGCCACUUCCGCUUCCUCUCAGUCGUCCCCUUUCCUGGGAGAACAAGGUUCUUCGGCGCUGGGCGAUGACGUCACCGCCGGCGCCUAGAAGGCGGAAGUAGCUGGAGGGGGAGGGGGAUGUCAACGGUCUCCUCUGCGCUGCCUUCCCCGCCUCGAGUCCCGGCGGCGACGGCACUGACGGGGUGGGUGGGGGGGCGGCGGAGGCGGGCGGCUCCCUCCCUCUCCCCCCUCCGGCCCCUGGCGGGUGACGCAGGGGGGGAGGGGGGUGUAACGGCCCUGGCGCGACACAGAGGGGCGGGGGAGGGGCCGGGAUGGCGGCGGCGGCGGGACCCGCAGGGGCGGGACCUGGACCCCAAGAGGAAGAAGAGGAGCACGAGGUCGUCCGCGUGCGGGUCAAGAAAUGCGAAGGCUUCUUGCAACCGGAGUUCCGCACUUUUGCCGUGGACCCUCAAAUCACCUCGCUGGACGUCUUGCAGCACAUCCUUAUUCGAGCCUUCGAUCUCAACGGGAAGAAGAACUUUGGCAUCAGCUAUCUGAGCCGCGAGAAGCAGGGCCAAGAAACGUACCUCUCGCUGGUGUCAGACUGGGACCUGGGCUUGGCCUUUGCCAGCGCCUCCAAGCCUUAUCUGCAGCUCAAGAUAGACCUCAGAGCUUCUGAGGACAGCCCCCUCUUGGAGGACUGGGACAUCAUCAGCCCCAAAGACAUCAUCAGCACCGACCUGCUUCUGGUGGAAAAACGGUCUCUGGCAGCAGCAGCUCUGCCCUUUACCCAGUCUCUGCUCUCCCAGGUUGGCAGGACGCUGUCCAAAGUCCAGCAGGCACUCAGCUGGUCUUACGGGGAGGACGUCAAGCCUUUCAAGCCCCCCUUGAGCGAUUCAGAGUUCCACACGUACCUGAACCACAAAGGCCAGUUGAUGAGGCCCGCCGAACUACGCCUGAGGAUCUUCCAUGGGGGAGUUGAGCCCUCGCUGCGCAAGGUGGUCUGGAGGUAUCUGCUGAACGUCUAUCCUGACGGGUUGACAGGGCAGGAGCGAAUAGAUUACAUGAAGAGGAAGACGCGGGAGUACGAACAGCUGAAGGGGGAGUGGAAAGUGCGGGCCGGCCCCGAGGACCUGGACUUCAUCCGCGGCAACGUGCUGAAGGACGUGCUGCGGACCGACCGCACUCACCCGUACUACGCGGGCUCCGACGACAACCCCCACCUGAGAGCCCUGCACGAGCUGCUGACCACCUACGCCGUGACGCACCCGCAGAUCUCCUAUUGCCAGGGCAUGAGUGACAUCGCUGCCCCCAUCCUGGCUGUGAUGGACAAUGAGGCCCACGCCUUCAUCUGCUUCUGCGGCAUCAUGAAGCGCUUGGAGGGCAACUUCCAGGUGGACGGGGAAGUCAUGUCGGUCAAGUUCUCCCACCUGAAGCUGCUCCUUCGCCAUUCGGACCCAGAGUUCUACUCCUACCUCCUCUCCCGCGGCGCUGACGACCUCUUCUUCUGCUACCGCUGGCUGCUGCUGGAGCUGAAGCGCGAGUUUGCCUUCGAGGAUGCCUUGCGCAUGCUGGAGGUUACCUGGAGCUCUUUUCCUCCUGACCCUCCGGAGAAGGAAGUGGAGUUGGUGGGCCCGCCGGCCAGGCCCGGAGACAGCGGCCAGCCAGUCCGCAGGAGGCACAUGUUGCGUCCGGCUUGCAGCUUCGAGGCGGCUGGGGACCAGCCUUGCCCGGGGGCCCUUUCUGACGAGAAGCUGUUAGUCAAACAGUCAAGCUUUGGAGAAUUCAAGUAUUACAGUGCUCGUAACGAGGACAGUUCGGAGGACGACCCCUCGCUGAAAUCUCAGCGCUCAGUAGAAGAGGAUGAAGACGGUAACAGUGAGCAGGACCCCUUGAUCCAGACACCCAACGUGGCCAAGUCCUUCUCCGCUCCCUCGCUUCGGGUCCCCACCCCACCCUCUCGAGACUCGGCUUCUUCUUCGACCAAUGGCAACGAGGACAGCCUGUCAGAAGAGAAGGGAGACUCGGUGGUGAACACCCCUUCUUCUCCUUCGUGCGGACCUGCUGCUGCCUCCCCCACCGCUGCUCUCAGCCUCCCCCCACCACAAGAAUUCGGCAAGGGCAACCCAUUUGUGCUCUUCCUGUGCCUGGCCAUCCUCCUGGAGCACCGGGACUACAUCAUCAAGAACAACAUGGACUACAACGAGUUGGCCAUGCACUUUGACCGCUUGGUCCGUCGGCACAACCUGAACAAGAUCCUGCACCGCGCCAAGGCCCUGUUUGCCAACUAUUUGCAGUCCGAAGUCUGGGACUCCGAGGAGGGCGAUGAGGCCGCGGCCGAGUCUCCCGCUGCAUCAUGACCCCUGCUCUCUUGCCAGGCGGGGACCGGUUCCCUGCUCCCCUUAGGUGCAAGGGUCGAUAUGGAAAGGUGAUCAAUGAGUAAUCCUGCUUGGCCUUAGUUCUUCAAGGUGAUCUCAAACGGCUAAGACAGAGGGUUCCACUCAAUACACCUUCCGUAUCCAACGUACUCUGGUUUUUAACUCUUUCUUUGUGCGUAUACCUUGCGUAGAGGCCCCCAACUAUCUUCUGUGCCUCCUACCCUACAAGUGAUCUUUUCAGGAAGGUCUGCCCUGGAGCAGCUGGGUUCUACCCCCUUCCUGUGCUUCCCAUACCUUCCUCCCUUAGUACAUUUAGAGCUCUCCUUAGAGUGUCUGUCACCGAGUAGCCCAGAUUGACUUCCAACCUGUCUGGAACCUGGUGCUUUCUGUUCAGGGCAGGUGUGUCCAAAGCGAUUUUUGUUGUGAUGCUGCCUCUUUGGUUGUGGCUUCGUUUUUUUCUACAGCGUGUCAGUUUGUGCUUAACCAAAUCCCUGUAUUUAUUUCCCACCUUGAAAAAAAAGGCCUUUUAUGCUAAGUUCUUCCAUUUUGACUUCCUUUUGUUUUUUGAAAAAAGCACUUUACUUCCUUGAGAAUUUCUUUCCUCCUCUUAUGAUUACUGCCUUUCUAUUUUAUCUUGAAAUCACUUUAAAAAAAAGAAUCCAUACAGGGGGGUAAAAACCACGAGGGGUGUUUCAGAGCGGGCGGCCAACCUUCUUCUGAGUGUUCAAAAUCAGUCAGUUUUUAACCUUAUCAGUUCUGUUUUGUUUUUAACCCGGACCAUCUUGUAAGUCUUUUUGUACACAGGAAGUGAGCCGUUGAGUCAAGGGGUGGGUGGGGAGAGGAAACAGGGUCUUGGUGCUUUCAUAAACCAGCUUUUGAGGAAAGAA